AUCAAAGGUCGUAGCUUUUCGCUGACAUUUUUAUCCGGAUGGGGAAAAAAUCCUGAUAAACUGUUGGAUUUUAGUUGUAAAAUUAGUUUGUAUGCUGUGCAUUUGUCCAGGAGAUACGAAGAUCUUGGACUCGAGUAAUUUUAAAUGUUGUUUGAUUCGAGUGUGUUUAGGUGAGAUUACCGUUGAUGUCCGAAUAGAGGCGCACAGCAAUUUAAAGGGCUUUGAAUUUGACUUCGGUAAAAAUGAAUAAAUAAAAAUCUCGGGAACAGAAAGCAUCGUGGAAACACGUUUCGGGUAUUGCUUAAGAGCAGCCUGCUGGUAGUUGGAGAUGAAGUCCAGGAGAGUCGGACCUCCAGACGGGGGGUACGGCUGGGUGGUGGUCGCUUCAGCCUUUUUCGCUAUGGGUCUCACCGGAGCUGUCCUCAAAAACUUCGGCCACUUCUUCCUGGAGAUCCAGAGUCACUUUGGAGUCCUGACCAGCACUACCUCAUGGGUUUCUUCCACAACUAUAGCUAUGUUUCAUAUAGGAGCUCCAGUAGCCAGUGCACUGACGUUACGGUUUUCUCAGAGAGUGGUGAUCAUAGUUGGAGGAGUUCUGUGUACUUUGGGGAUGUCUCUGGCCUCUCUGGACAUCAAUCUGCCUUGGCUCUAUCUCACUACGGGUGUCCUGCAAGGAACAGGCAUCUCAUUCUCAUGGGUUCCUGCUAUCAGCAUGGUGAAUCACUACUUUUCAAGAUGGCGCCCCAUUGCCUACGCCAUCGCCAGCUCAGGGGAGUGUGUCUUUGCCAUCGUUUUCAGCCCGUUAUUUAAGUGGCUCAUCGAGGUGUACGGCUGGCAGGGCGCGCUGCUCGUCAUCGGAGGCCUUCAGUUCAACCUGUGUGUUUGCGGUGCACUCAUGAGACCCCUGGAGGCAAAUCCAGCUUCACACCUGAACCUCAAAGAGAGCGCAGAGGACAGUGCUGCUGCGCUGCCACCAAAGAAGAAGGCAGUCUUUCAGUGCGGACUGCUGAAGAAACCCGAACUUCUUCUCUACAUCCUGUUUGCCAUCUUUGCAGCAGCCGGGUUUUUCAUCCCGACCCUCUUCCUGGUUCCCUUUGCCAACAGCUUGGGGAUCGAUAAGUACUGGCCAGCGUUCAUCCUGUCGGUCAUGGCCGUGGCCGACCUGGCCGGCAGGCUGUCUUGCGGCUGGCUGGCUAACAUGAGGCUUCUGAGGAACCUGCAGCUGCUCACCAUCGUUACGACGCUCCUGGGGGUCAUGCUGCUCCUGCUGCCCGUCAGUCACAACUACUGGUCCGUUCUGGUGUUCGCUGCGCUUUACGGCUUCCUGUUUGGCUGCGUAGUUUCCAUUCACGUCACCUCCAUCGUGGACGUUGUGAGCUUGGAGGGCUUUGACAGCGGACUGGGGCUCUUCAUGCUGUUCAGGAGCAUCGGAGGCUUCAUUGGUCCGCCUGCUGGAGGCUGGUUGGUGGACAAAGUGAACAACUUCAGCGCUGCCUUCUACCUCUCAGGCUUCUGCUUUAUUACAUCAGCUGUGUUUGUCCUCAUGGUCGACCACCUCCUCCAGAGGAGGAAAUCUGUGGAGGCCGCCGGCCGUCAGACGAUCCACUACGAGGGCGACGGCGAAACGGGUAAAAUCGAAGGACUCUUCGUUCCACAAGAAUCUGAACUUAAGCCCAGCGUGUGAAGACUGAGCGAUGCAGGACGAUGUGGCUUGGACUGAGUUAAACAAAUAUGUGUGACACAUGUAAUCUCCUCUUCCAGCUUGAUUACAGUCAAAACUUUGAUUUGGUUGUUUUAAAGCUUUUCUUCUUUUUUCCAUGAUUGCUGUUUUAGAGAAGAAGACAAUAUAGGAAAUGUUUAGGGAUGAAAUCCAUCACUACGGUAUGCUGCUAAAUUAGCCUAAACAUUGACACUACCACCAACAUGUUUUAAACAUGAUUAUACGGGAAUGUGCUGUUUUCUUUUUCUCAAGUAAAUAUGCAGUGAAAAGGUUUUUUUGUAUCUGAUCUUGAAUAAACUGAAGACAGUAAUUUACUGAGCAGCAGA
Poeciliopsis prolifica (blackstripe livebearer) is the source of this 2046-nucleotide messenger RNA. RefSeq lists its product as uncharacterized. Gene Ontology annotation, molecular function: monocarboxylic acid transmembrane transporter activity. Bases 329 to 1684 code for a protein of 451 amino acids. The transcript is spliced from 5 exons. Gene Ontology annotation, biological process: transmembrane transport; monocarboxylic acid transport. The record is from RefSeq and is a predicted model, not a curated record. NCBI's taxonomy places the organism in Eukaryota, Metazoa, Chordata, Actinopteri, Cyprinodontiformes, Poeciliidae.